CGUUAAAUACCAUUCCAUCACUUCUCUUUCUCUCUCUUCUUCACUCCUCGACGCCGAGGCCUCUCCUCACAAAACCCUAGAGCCGCCGCAAUCUCUCCGGCCAUGGCCACUCGCCGGGCCCUCUCCUCCCUCCUGCGUUCCUCCUCCCGCCGCCCGUUUUCUUCCAGAUCCCCUUUCACCGGUCCCAGAUGUCCCUCCCAUUCCCCCGUAUCCCGCCCUUCCCCCACUGGAUUCCUCCUUUCCCGAGCUGCCGAGUAUGCUACAGCUGCCGCCGCGGCAACCCCCGCCCCUUCUGCUCCGCCAUCUAAGCCUGCUGGUGGCCCCGGAGGUAAGAUCACAGACGAGUUCACUGGCGCCGGCUCGAUCGGGAAGGUUGCACAGGUGAUCGGUGCCGUCGUUGACGUUAGGUUCGAUGAGGGUUUGCCCCCGAUCUUGACCGCUUUGGAGGUCCAAAAUCAUUCGAUCCGAUUGGUCCUCGAGGUCGCACAGCAUCUUGGAGAGAACAUGGUGAGGACCAUCGCUAUGGAUGGUACUGAAGGAUUGGUUCGUGGGCAGGCAGUAUUGAACACCGGAUCUCCGAUCACUGUUCCUGUUGGGAGGGUGACUCUUGGACGAAUCAUGAAUGUUAUCGGGGAGCCGAUUGACGAGAAGGGUGAAUUGAAGACCAACCAUUUCCUCCCCAUUCAUCGUGAAGCACCUGCAUUUGUUGAGCAGGCAACAGAGCAACAGAUCCUCGUCACUGGAAUCAAGGUUGUUGAUCUUCUGGCCCCUUACCAAAGGGGUGGAAAGAUUGGGCUCUUCGGUGGUGCUGGGGUCGGGAAAACUGUGCUUAUUAUGGAACUGAUCAAUAAUGUUGCUAAAGCUCAUGGUGGUUUCUCUGUAUUUGCUGGUGUUGGAGAACGUACUCGUGAAGGCAAUGACUUGUACAGGGAAAUGAUUGAGAGUGGUGUCAUUAAGCUAGGUGACAAGCAGAGUGAGAGCAAAUGUGCUCUUGUAUAUGGACAAAUGAAUGAGCCUCCUGGUGCACGUGCUCGUGUGGGGCUGACUGGGUUAACGGUGGCUGAGCAUUUCCGAGAUGCUGAAGGGCAGGAUGUGCUACUUUUCAUUGAUAACAUUUUCCGUUUCACCCAGGCAAACUCAGAAGUGUCUGCUUUGCUUGGCCGUAUUCCAUCUGCUGUCGGUUACCAACCAACUCUGGCCACUGAUCUUGGUGGGCUUCAAGAACGUAUUACAACGACGAAAAAGGGUUCUAUCACUUCUGUACAGGCUAUUUAUGUCCCGGCUGAUGACUUGACUGAUCCAGCCCCUGCCACUACCUUUGCACAUCUUGAUGCCACAACUGUGUUGUCACGUCAGAUUGCUGAGCUUGGUAUUUACCCUGCGGUGGAUCCUCUUGACUCCACAUCCAGAAUGCUUUCUCCCCAUGUGCUUGGAGAAGAUCACUAUAACACUGCUCGUGGUGUUCAGAAGGUCCUUCAGAACUAUAAGAACCUUCAGGAUAUUAUUGCUAUCCUGGGAAUGGAUGAGCUCAGUGAAGAUGACAAGUUGACUGUUGCUCGCGCUCGCAAGAUUCAACGGUUCCUGAGUCAGCCUUUCCAUGUUGCUGAAGUUUUCACUGGUGCACCUGGGAAGUAUGUUGAUUUGAAAGAAAGUGUUGCCAGCUUCCAGGGAGUUUUGGAUGGAAAGUAUGAUGACCUUCCAGAGCAGUCAUUUUAUCUGGUUGGAGGUAUUGAUGAAGUUAUUGCCAAAGCUGAGAAGAUAGCGAAGGAAUCCUCCACUUGAGCUUGAUUUUCUUCCUUACAUUUAAUAAUUACGACGAUGCAGUUGAACCAAUCGCUGUGUCAAAAACAUGUAAUUUUUUUGGUUUAUGAGGUCAACAGUAUUCUGUUUAUGUCUUCGGUGCUUUUGUUGACAGCAUGUUUAGGUUUUUGAGCAAAAGAGUGAGUGCCUGCUCAAAACAGCGACUUUUGCCCAAUAAAGGUGCAGACAUUUGCUUAGUUUUUACCCAUUUUGAUACAUUUCUCAUGAAAUUAUUUGGCAUCCAGUGGAACUGAGUUGAAUUUUA
Messenger RNA from Dioscorea cayenensis subsp. rotundata (Guinea yam), 2065 nucleotides. Its product is annotated as ATP synthase subunit beta, mitochondrial-like. The transcript has 9 exons. Bases 103 to 1782 code for a protein of 559 amino acids. The record is from RefSeq and is a predicted model, not a curated record. NCBI's taxonomy places the organism in Eukaryota, Viridiplantae, Streptophyta, Magnoliopsida, Dioscoreales, Dioscoreaceae. Gene Ontology annotation, biological process: proton transmembrane transport; proton motive force-driven mitochondrial ATP synthesis. Gene Ontology annotation, molecular function: ATP hydrolysis activity; proton-transporting ATP synthase activity, rotational mechanism; ATP binding.